Messenger RNA from Acyrthosiphon pisum (pea aphid), 2719 nucleotides. RefSeq lists its product as uncharacterized. Lineage: Eukaryota; Metazoa; Arthropoda; Insecta; Hemiptera; Aphididae. Bases 26 to 2719 code for a protein of 897 amino acids. The record is from RefSeq and is a predicted model, not a curated record. The transcript is spliced from 4 exons.
UUGUUAUUUUUUUUACAGAGUAAUAAUGGAAUGCAGAUAUUCUGGUUCCUAUAAUAUCUCACAUUCAAAAAAACGCAAGUUAAUGGGCACUCAAAAAAUCCGUGCUGUGUCAGCAAUGCUUGAUAAACAUAUAGAUCCUUCAGUUUUCAACCGCAAGGAAGCAAAACGUUUGAUGAAAGAGGGAGAUUCUACCCCAGCUCAAAUACCAAACAAUCAAACUCUAAGAACAGCUAAGAGUAGAGCAAUAAAUGCCGAACGGUAUCAUUCCAAUCCAAUAGUUGCUGUAAAUAUUAUGAAACACUGUGAAACUUAUUGCUCAAUUAUUCGAAAUGUUGGAUACGAUGGGUUUUUUGUUCAUUUUUGGAGCAACCUGCAAUUACAGAUAUACAAAGAAUGCUAUUCUAGAGUCAAAAUACCAACUAUGUCGUUUGAUGCAACAGGUGGAUGUUGUAAGAAAAUUAAGAGGUCGAAUGGCGAUCAAAGUAGUCAUCUGUUUUUGUAUGAAGGUGUUAUGGAAAUAGAAGGUAAAACAUUUACUGCACUAUCAAUGAUUUCAGAACAACACGAUACAUUAUCCAUCUACUCUUGGUUGGACCGUUGGCUUAGAUGUGGCAUUAAACCACCAAAAAUGAUUGUAUGUGAUCAAUCAUUAGCUCUAAUGUCAGCCAUCGUUCAAUCAUUCACACAAUACAAGUCACUACAGGCAUACUUAGAAUCAUGUUACAAAUUAAUUUUUAAUCCAAAUGAUAGAACUUGCUCUGUAUCCACAUGCUAUAUUAGAAAUGAUGUAAACCAUUUUAUUCAUUUAAUAACCAAAUGGACUCCUUUGAAAAAUGUUAAGUUUGCUCGAACAAAAUCACUGUUUGUUAGAUCCAUGGCACUAUUAAUAUACUGUAAUUCAAUUGAAGAAGCCAAUAAAAUACUCAAAGCUAUUUUUAAUGUAGCUUUGAGUCAAUACGAUGGUCGUAUUUUAGUAUCAAAUAAACAAUUAACAGAAGAUACUAUAUGUGCCUCAAGUAAAAAAUAUCUGCAAUCUUUGAUUUCCAAUAAAAUGGCAUACCUGCAGGAGUAUGAUACCUAUAUUGAUGAAAAUAGUACAGCCAAAGAACUUUCCGAAGAUCAUGAUCUUGAAGAAUUACGUGAAGAUUUUUUUGGUUCAUUUGAUAUUUGGGCAUCAUCAAUAGCUGAGCAAUGUAAAAUGGAAGUUCAAACAAAUGAAGGUGAUAUUGACAAUGCACAAUAUACUCCAGAAAUUGUGCCUCUUAUAAUUAAGGCCAUGAAGUUAUAUCCUUGUUGGUCAGGUAUCAUGAGAAAAACAUUUGGUUUUGGAGAAGCUUCAGCUUCCAGUGCCCGGAUAGAAAGUAAUUUCAAUCAACUUAAAAAUAGAGUUUUUAAAAGUGAUAAUUUACCACUAAGAAUUGAUACAUUUUUAGACAAGAUUAUUUCUUAUUAUAAAGGCGAUCACUUACUGAUACAAAAUAAUAUUCCGCUUAAAAAAAUAUAUGGCACUAACACAACUCCAUUAAAUCAAUCAAGUGAUUCUGAUAUUAAAAAUCAGAAUGAAAAUGCAGAGUAUAAAAAAGUUGAUAAAAUUUACAUAGACACAGUGACACUUGAUAAAAAUUCAAAUACAUUUUUAGAAUGUAAUACAGAAACAAAUGCUGAAGAACAAUGGCAAAAGAAAGAGAUGUCAACAACAUUUAAAAAUAGUCUAUCAACAAAAUCUUACCUUAAUCCACAAGUAGGAUUUGAGCACCUCAAUGUCAACCAAAAAGUAUCAGAAAAACAAAUUGUAUUUUUAAAAAAUGGAAAUAAAUUCAACAGUAAAACUCAUAAUGAUAAUGAUGAUGCUGAGUACGAAAAAAUUGAUAAAAUUCACAUAGAUACAGUGACACUUAAUAAAAAUUCAAAUACAUACAUUUGUAAUUAUACAGUUACUAACAAUUUAGAUGAAAAGUUGAAUGAAAGUCAACAAAUCAAUGAAGAAGUAUCAGGUAUCCUACAUCCAUGUUUAGCGUGUAGUAAUGGUGAUUUUCCUACAGGAGCCCAUCGUUGUGUACAAUGUACCAAGCCAGUUCAUUCAUUUGGCUGUUCGGUAAAAAAUAUAGAUAGUGAUGAGGGAUAUGGUGAGACACGGAUUUGUUUGACCUGUGUAGAAUGUAAUACAGAAACAAAUGCAGAAGAACAAUGGCAAAAAAAAGGGAAGUCAACAACAUUUAAAAAUAGUCGAUCUAAAAAAUCUUACCUUAAUCCACAAGCAGGAUUUGAGAACAUCGAUCUCAACAAAAAAGGAUCAGAAAAACAAAUUGUAUUUUUAAAAAAUGGAAAUACUUUCAACAACAAGCCUCAGACAAUAAAAAACAUAGGAAAAGUUAUAUUAAGAAAUACUUGUUCUGUUGAUUCUAUAUUAACAUCAUUGGCCUAUGCAGCUGCAGACAGUAGUAACUAUCUCUCAUUCUUGGUAAAACAUGAAAAAUCUGAUAAAACAGCAAAAUUUAUAACUAGAAUGUUAAACAACUGGCUGAGGUCUCGGUCAAUCCUGAUAAUGCCUCGGCUAGGACUAGUGAUUUCUCAUCCAACCUGUCAUACCUGGAGACUUCUCAGCCAACAAGCCGAGUUCUCAGAUGAUCCUGAUGACGCCUCAGUAAACCUAGUAACUUCCCUGACAAACCUGGUGACUUCUUGGCCAAACCUGGUGACUUCUCGGCCAGCUGGAUAA